Molecule: messenger RNA, 6784 nt
Organism: Chironomus riparius
Lineage: Eukaryota; Metazoa; Arthropoda; Insecta; Diptera; Chironomidae
Source: the annotation of a GenBank genome assembly
AAAGUUUAUUUACAUCGACGGUAAUUACUUCAAGACCUAUUUUAAUUAUCCUUUUAACUGCAAAUUCCUCCAAAAUGGAGGCUUAUUUCGCUUAUAUUAUUUUAGUAGCAUCACUAAUUUAUGUACUAGUUACAAAAAUUAUUCCAAAAAUUAUUGGAUAUUUACUGAUGAAACUUACAAACAUCAAGAUUAAUUUUGGCAGUAUAUCAUUUUCGAAAGCACGUAACAUUCAAAUUAUCUAUAAAGGUUUUGAAGUACAGGUCGAGGAAAUAGCAUUGAAAAGUAAUUUUCUGAACUCAGAGAUUUCUAAUCCUAUACAAAUAUUUAUACGGGAUGUUCGGAUCAAUAAGAACAUUGAAUUUACUGACGAGAGCUCUAGUAAGGAUGUCAAAAAGAAUCAAAAGAUACAUGAACCGAUUAAACAAAUUCCAUCAAUUAUCGUGACCUUAGUUCAAUUCUGUGGAUUCAACGUAUCAAAUAUAUCGUUAAUAUUUCACAAUGAAGACGGCUGGUGGCUACAUGCGUCAACAGAGAAAAUUGACUUGGAUGGAUGUUUCGUACACAGAACCCAUAGUUUAAUGUUUGCCGUUAAUCUCAAGGAAGUGCAUAUGAAAAUGUUGAAGCACAAGCACUCUUCAAAAACGGUUCAGCCUUGUUUAGCUGAAUUAUCGUUUGGAAUCAAUGUCGAUGGAACAUUUGACUCGAGCAAGAACCUGUCGUUUGAUAAACUACAAUUAUCACUUGACGCGCCAACAUUGAAGCUUUUUAGUGGAUUUUAUGAGUUUGUGCAAGACUGGAAAAUGAAGAAAGCAAAGUUUUCGCAACAUCAAUUAGUCAAGAAUGUGCCGGCUGAAGCUCCUGUCGAGUCUGAAUUGUACGAGACGAUAAAGCGGUUUGCUCCACUCAUACCAAAAAACUUAACGGUUGAUAUUCAGCAUACGUCGCUCACAAUAUUACGUGAGAUUGAAUACAUGAGUAGUUAUGAAUAUCGAGCGUCCAUAAAAGAAAUAACUCUUAAUUGGAAAUUAAAUUUCGCACAAGAUAUUUUUAAAAUAUCAUCAACUUACAUAAACUGGACGUUAAACGAAUUAGUAAUAAGUACAAUGAAUGAUGAUGGAAAAGUAACUUUGGACCAGCACACAAUUAACUUUCAACUUAACAAGGAAGUUGUUACGCUAUACACAAAGUUGAAAUCAUUUAAAUUGACAUACAAUCAUUGCAACAUAAUCGAUUGGAUAACGAAAAAUAUAACGAAUCCUGAGAAAGAUAAAUAUAAGAUUUUAGUUCCACCUAAAGUUAAGCCUGCAAAAGAAAGUAAAUUUUCAAUAAAAGAUGUUGAGAAAUUGAUUGGAAAAUGUUCAUUUAAGAACACUGCUGAGUUGUGGGAUGUGUCUACAAUAUGUAAAUUAUCAAACAAUCAAGUAUCAAGCAUAAAUCUAGCCCACACUAAUUUGUCACUUAAACAGUCGGAUGAUCAGAAACGUAGUUGGAGUGUUGAAUUAAUAAUUGAGUCUUUAUGCUUCUAUCUUGAUUCAGAUUUGAAGAAUAUUAGUGGAAGUAACUUGAAAAAGACUCAUGUUCGUGGCAGUGCAUUUUAUAUAGGAUUUUUAUUAAGCACAUUUUCCGAUUAUGGACCAUGCAAGAAGAUUGAGCUAACAGCACACACAAUUCGCACUGAAUACAGUAAAGCACUAUCAGCAUUUUUAAUGGAAGCUGUAAAAUGUAUAAAACAAUAUACAGCAUUAAAAAGUAAAGAAGCUAUAUGCAGUAAUCAUAAUCAAUUACCCAAAAAACAGAGCAUGAAUUUCAAGCAGAUUUUUGGAAAUACUUUCAUUACCAAUAUUAAAGUCACAGAUGUAACAACGUUCUUUAUUAAUCAAUAUGAUAUGUGUACGUUCCUUAAUCUACCUGAAACUACAAUCAAUUUCCAGCCUGAUAAGAAAAUUCUUGAGUUAAGUCGAUUACAAAUUUCAUUUGUCGAUUUCUCAAAAAAUACUUCAAUUAAUAAUUUAUCUGAACAUGCCAAAAUCUUUAUCUCAACGAAAAUGGUUCGAUUUGAGCACUCAAUUGAGGAAAAUAUUAUCUUUAUUUAUUUUGUCCAUAAUAUUGAGGCUUCAUGGAAUCCAAAUUGUCACAUGCAUUUGUUCACAUUAAAGGAAGAGAUUCAAGAGCUCAAGAACAAUUUAACUACAGCUUUAGAUAUUCAAAAAACUACUCCAGUAGCUCCAAAGAAAUUAAAUCUACCGAAAAUCGAGUUAUUCAUCAAAGAAGACUUUACAUUCCAAGUAAAGAUGUCAACAAGGCAUUCAAUGAGUGGCCAAAUUGCUAAUAUUUAUUUAACGACCAAAAAAGGAACUCAAUUCUCAUUUAAGAAUGUCCAAAUUGCUAUAGAUUCAAUUAAAAUGUUUGAAUUUGAUGACAUUCUAGUGACUGCCUUAGACGAACUUAAAGUCUUGACUGAGGAACGUAAGAAUUAUGAGCAUUUUAAGUUACCAAGUAAUAAAGUAUGGAUGAUAAAAAUUGGAGUCUUUAAAGGAAUCUUUCCAUACGAUCAUGACUUCUCUAGUGCUAUAAAGGAUGAAUUUGUAAGCAUUUAUAAAUGGCUCAAAGAUUUACAUAAAUAUAAAAAGUCUGCCUUUACUGAACAUUCUCCACUUCCGCGUGAUUUAGUUAUUCAAAUUAAUGAAUUUUUGCUAGAAAUGAGCGAUGAUCCAUUUGAGGUGAAGUUACGUGAUAAUUAUGUGCUCUUGCUGGAUGAAUAUACAGAAAGUUUAAAGCGCAAAAAGACUCUCGACCAAAAAAUUAAUGAAUUAAGAUCACAGAGAUUAUUGCUCCCAUCUGGUUAUGUAGAGGAGCUUAAUGCUAAAUUAAUUACUAAGAAUUCAGAGAUUUAUAUCGAUCGUUCGAAAAAAAUGUACGAGACUCCACCACGAACUCGACUAUUCGCAUGGAUUAUGACUCGUCUAGAGCUUUUCUUUAUGGCUGAUCCAUCAAUUCAUGGCUAUGAUAAUGUUACACAAAAUAUGCAGAAUAUUGAUGAAGAAUCACCUUGGCCUGAAGAACACAUUGAAUUUGUAACUUUAUGGUGUCGAGCUAUCAAUUGGGCUUGUCAGGACUGGCAAUUUUUAUUACGCGAUUACCCCCAGCCGAUGUUUCAUGUUACAAAUGCACACAUGUUUGGUCUUCUUUGCGGUGCCGAACAAUUAGCCCCAAAAAGAGCGCGACGUGAUGUAAUUGUGGAAAUUGGUGAGCCAUUUGAAAAUUAUACAAUCCAAAGAGGAAUGACUUCUCUUAAAUUUUACCAUGAUUUCGACUGGGAACUUGACUAUUUGUGCUACGCAUUUGGACCAUGUUGGGAGCCAGUUAUAGCUCAAUGUAAUUUAAGUAUUGAAAAGAUUAUAGCACCGUCAAAGGAUCCAAGUAUGCCGUUACCAUUUUGGGAUAAAAUGAGGCUCUUAUUUCAUGGAAGUUUGACAGUUAUCGCUAAACAAUACACAAUUCUACUUCAUGCCUCAUUAGAUCCUUACAAUACGACAGAAGAGAUGGAAUUGACAUGGCAUAAUUGUGGAAUUGUAUGGACUAAUGCGAAAUUCAUGUUUAAAGGAGAUCUUCAAAUUUGGGUACGAACUGCAUCACGUUAUGAUGAUUGUCGAUUAAUUCACAUGCCAAGUUUGAAAUUAACAUUCAAACUUAAUUGGAUAUGCAAUGGAAAUCCAAAUGAUCAUCAUGCAGUCGUUCCUUGUGCACCAGAUAAACUUCCUGAAUAUUCAAGUAAUCAAGUUCAUGACUCUUAUAGAGCAUUUCGCUCACAAAACGUAAACAUAUCUAUUACCUUUGAGACCAAAUACAGUCAAAAUGGAGAAUUACCAAAAUUAGAUUUAUAUGGAAGUACUUUGAGGUGGUUUGAAAGCCUAAAAUUGAUUCUAUCGGGUGUCACUAGACCAACAAGACGUGGACCAGUUUUUAAUAAUGUUCGUCCACCAAAGAAGCCUUUAAGUAGACAUUACAAGAAAGCACAUCUUUCAUUAAGCUUUCAUUCUUUCCAAGUUAGCUACUGGAUGUCGCAUGCUUUACAUCGUGGAUUUCAAUUAAAUGGUGGACGAGUUUCAUAUUCUAGUGAGCAUACAUUAGCAUUAAAUCCUAUUGAUGAUGGACUAAUUCAUAGACCAAGAGCUGAAUGGUCAAUACUUUAUAUGAAUUGUGAACUUAAUGAUGCUGAAAUCUGGCUAAGAUCAGUUGAGAAUAAUAGUGAAAAGAAUGAUUCAAGUUCUGAAAGUAUAUCCAAUAUGUCACGUGAUAUUUGUAGAGAUUACUUCCUUAGUGUAGCUAAAGUCUCGUAUGGAAGGGAAGCAAAAGCAAUGAUGAAUCUUGAUGAUAAGAGACAAAAAGAGACUCCAACACAUAAGCUUGUCGUGUACGAUUUAAAAGGUGCGUGGACAAAAAAUAACCGUGACAUUGCAUUCGGCUUAUUUGAUUCAUUUUGGAAGUCACAAAAAUUAAAGGCAAAUUUGUCAACGGAAGCUCUUAAAGGAAUUAUUAAAGACAUUAAUAAAUCACAAUCGUCAGAAACGACAGCCGCAUCUAAAAAUACAUUGACACGAAAUAAGCCACAACAACAGACAUCUCAUUCAAUUUCAAUGCUGCAAAAACUCGUGUCUGAAACUGAUCAUAAGUUUGUGGUUUUUAGUGAUGACUUGUCAACAGAACAAUCUACUGAACAGCAAUUAAAGGGACUUAAGGCAUGUCAAGAUAAUGACGUGAUGCAUCAUAAUUGGUUUAUUUCCUUGGUCAAUUCGCAAGUAUUGCUGAAAGGCUGUGAAACAUCUGGCUAUGUAAUUUUAAGUGCUGCAAAGGCUGAAAUUUUACAACGCGUUCAUCGUCCCGUUUGGCGUGAUAGUGCCGUUGUGUCUAAAACAACUUGGGUUGGAUCACUUGAGUGCAUGCAAUAUUAUGCGACUGUUAAUGAUGAAGACACGACAGAAAUGACGAAAAUUAUGUGGCUAACACUUGAUAAUAUUAUUCAAGAGAAUGAGAAAGCAGCAUCAGACAUGCCACAUAAUUUAGCUAAUUUAGCUAGUGGACAAAGUGUUGGUGGUGUUGUAUCUGUUGGCAGUUCCAAUGAUAGAUCAGAAUCAGGCAGUAAAGUAACAACACCAAAUCAACUUCAGAGAAUUGUUUCACGUUGUAAAUGUGAAUUUUUCUAUGUUAGUUAUGGCGAAACAACAGUCGAUAACAUGACUGAAGUUCCGGCAUUACCACCGCCUGAAGAAACUUUAAGUCCAUGGGAGAAACAAAACGAACCAAUUGAUUCAUUUACAUUAAUGCAUCACGAUUUGAAUGUGCAAACAUCAUCGACACAAUAUUCCAUGAUCCUCGAUAUAAUUAAUAAUUUGUUGCUGUAUGUGGAUCCAAGUAGACGUGAACGACAUGAAAAUUUAAUGAAGAAACGUUUUGAACUCAAAUUUCAUAGUCUUGAAGAUCAAAAGCGCCCAAUUCAACAUCUUCAGACAGAAAUUCUCAGUUUAAUGUCACAUUUAAGACUCUUAGAGAAGGACAUACAUUUUCUAGCAAAGGCACGAGUCGAUGGUGAAGACACGGAGGAAUUGAGAAAUGAAUAUAAUGAAGUGCAAAGGCAAAUAAAAGAUUGUAAAGAAGAACUUUCAAAGAAGAGUGACGAACUAGAAAUAUUACUAAGUUGCUAUAAAGAAAGUCAGUUGAAUACAUCACGUACAACAGUCAUUAGUAAAGAUAAACCAAUUUCAAUCGUACGAUGCAAUGAGAUAUGCUUUAAACAUGCUCAGUGGCGUUUGACGGAGGAUGAUGGACAAAUUGGAAUAGCUGAUCUAAUUUUGAGUAAUUUCCUCUACACCAAAAAUUCAAAAAGUGAUGAAUCCAUUGAACAUUUACUUGAACUUGGCUACAUUAGAAUAAACAAUUUAAUUCCAACGGAUUCAAACAAGGUUAUAUUGUGUCCAACUGAAAUUCAACGUGAUAUGCCCAUUGAUCAUAAGCGCGUACUACGUGUAUUUUGUCGAGAGAAACCUCCCGUUGGAGGUAUAUCAGUCAAAGAGCACUUUGAAGUCAAUGUUGUUCCAAUAACAAUUGCAAUUAGUAAGAAAUUUUAUACUACAAUGCUUAAGUUCUGCUUUCCUGAUCGUGACACGACUGCUUAUGUUGAGGAAAUUGAUGGAAAGCCUUCAAAGAAGUCCAAAUCAAAGAAACAUGAAAAGAAGGAUUCAAGCUUUUAUGUCAAAAUUGAGAAAGACGAUGCUGAGAUUAUGCGUGAAAGGGCGAAACAAAACAAGCUAUUUAGCUACAUAAAAAUUCCACAAGUCAUUGUUCGCUUGAGCUAUAAAGGAAGUAAAGAGAAAAACUUGGAAGACAUCACGAAUGUUUGCUUGACAGUUCCUAAUCUUGAAUACCAUAAUGUCACGUGGACGUGGCUAGAUUUAUGGUUGGCAAUGAAAAAUGACAGUCGAAAGGUCUUAUUAUCACAGGUAAUAAGUCAAAAGCUGAAGAUGAAGUCACCGUUAUCGUUGAUCGAAGAGAAACCUCAAGAUGAUGAUGAAAAAAUUCGUAUUAUUUUUGGACAUCGUCACAAUCAAGAUCCGAAGACGAGUACCAGCAAAACAAAACUUAAUAAAAGUUAAACAUUUUUUCAAUAGUAUUUCUAUUUGUUCUCAUCACAUGUACCAAGCUAUUCUAUUCUAUUUAACAAAAAAGGUUUACCAACAUUAGCAAAUGUCUAAUUAAAUUUAAAAUAAAGGAACAAGAAUAUAAUGUG